Messenger RNA from Sungouiella intermedia, 2121 nucleotides. The record is from the annotation of a GenBank genome assembly. NCBI's taxonomy places the organism in Eukaryota, Fungi, Ascomycota, Pichiomycetes, Serinales, Metschnikowiaceae.
AUGUCAGCCACCAGCAAUUCGAAAUUGGCUGGAGUCCUUGAAUGGCUUGAAAACAACAGUUUUUGGAACUCAGAGCUUUUAGAGGUUCGCGAGUCGCCUAUUGGUGGUGUGGGUGUGUUCUGGAAGUUGGGACCCGAUGCAGAUGAAGAAAACGAUAAUCUUCUUCUCCGGAUCCCCAAAUCGGCCGUUCUCUCUCCAAAAAACUCGUUCAUAUAUCCAUUACUUAUGGACUAUGAGUGUGAGGAGCCUACAGUUGAUUUGACCUACGGAAUGCAUGCUAUAGUGAUCACCUUCAUUUACGAGUACUCGAUGGGUAAGCUGUCUCCAUGGUUUCAGUAUUUGGACUCUUUUGACAUUGAGUCUGACGAAUCGGCGGUUCCUUUCUGCUUGUGGAAUAAGGAGGACAACGCAUGUUUGUAUAACUCGGAGGUUGACCUCUUGAAUAUGCUUGAUCUGGCUGAACUCAUAGUAUUCAUGAUGGAAUGUGCCAGAUUUGCUCACAUGAACGCCCAGUACGUGAAUAUUCCGGAUGUUUUGAAGUUAGAUCCUGAGGCUGAAUUGGAGGAUAUUCAAAUAAAGUAUGAAGAUAAGUUGUUACAGUUUGGCCGUUGUGUUCAGGCUGUGAUUUCCAGAGCAUUCACGGUGGACAAAUAUCUCGGGCUCUCGUUGGUGCCUGGUGCAGAUUUAUUCAACCACCUUUCGCCAAUUAUUACUGACGAUGCGCUCGAGGAGAGAGAAAAUGUACACUUUGAGUGUGAUGAUGAUGAUGAAUUAUGUGAGGAAUGUGGAGAAAUUGGAUGUGCUCAUUUAGACGAUGAAGAUGAAGACGAUGCAGAACUUGAGGAGCUUGAUGAAAUUGAGGAAGAUGAAGUGGUUGAAGAGAUCGAAGAGAUCGAAGAAGGCGAGGAGGGAGAAGGUGAAAGUGAGGUGGAGGUGGAGGAAGAAGGCAAUGGAGGCGAAGCAAAUGUCACUUUGGAUUUCCUCAUGGAGUCAGACGUCGAGUUGGACGCAUCUUCAGAGUCCCUGGAUAGUGAUGAUGAAGAAGACGACUCAUCAUCUGUGACUGAAAGCAUCGAAGACGAAGAAGUGGAAAAGAAGGAAGAAAAGACUACUAUAACGAUGGAAGAUAUUGAGGAGUUGGAGAUGUCUGGUGCAGAAACAGAACACGAUGACGAAGAGGUGUCUACAUUGUCCCUAAGCGAGGAUGAACGAGAAAAUGAAAAGGAGGGCGGAGAAAGUGAAGAAGAGGAAGAGGAAGAGGAAGAUGAGCAAGAACAUGGUGAUGGUGCUAAUGCGGACUUGGUCCAAGAACUCUCUAAUAGCUCCAAAUGUUGCGAUAUCAUACUUACUAGACCUCCAUCAAAGGAAUUCAACUAUGAGCUUUUCAACACUUACGGCAACAACUUGGCUAACGCAUACCUUCUUCAGAGAUAUGGAUUUGUCUCUCCGAACAACCCCAACACGACAUGCUUGUUGUCUGUACAGAUGUUUUCAUAUCUCAAGAAGGAGAAGUUGAACAAGAAGAAGAGGGUUCAGCUUGACACCAAAUUGGAAUGGUAUGAAGAAGUGGGCUUUGACGUUGUGAACGAAUUGGUUCUGUCUGCAUUAUCUGCUGAUCAUGACCACGAACAUGACCAUGACCACGACCAUGAAGGUGAAAAUGAAAAUUGUGAUGAUAAAUGUGGUGACGAAUGUGGAGAUGGUUGCGGUGACGGUUGCGGUGAUGGUUGUGGGGAUGGUUGUGGGGAUGGUUGUGGGGAUGGAGACGAAGAAAUUGAGACACCAGAAUCCUGGCAAUUGUCUCCUCGUAUUUCCUACGAUGGCACGCCGACCGAACAGACUAUAGCACUUGUCCGUUUGCUCUUGAUGCCAUUCAAGGUGUUCUUCUACAAGUUGGCAGUGGCCUCCAGUGACAGAAAGCUCAUCAGAAGGGUUUCGCAUUACCUUUUGGAAGGAGACGUUACGAACGAGGAAAAGAAGAUUUUGUCCGGGUGGGUCAAGGGAAGAUUGGCUAGGUACAAAGAGUCCAAUGCUACAGGAGAGAGGGCUCGUCUUGCACGGGAAUUGGUAAAGGAGGAGAAAGGGGUUCUUCACCGAGCGCUAGAGGUGUUAGAGACGUAG